Molecule: messenger RNA, 1695 nt
Organism: Rhodotorula toruloides NP11
Lineage: Eukaryota; Fungi; Basidiomycota; Microbotryomycetes; Sporidiobolales; Sporidiobolaceae
Product: tryptophanyl-trna synthetase
Exons: 10
Coding region: 1-1695 (564 amino acids)
Biological process (GO): tryptophanyl-tRNA aminoacylation
Cellular component (GO): cytoplasm
Molecular function (GO): tryptophan-tRNA ligase activity; ATP binding
Source: RefSeq, a predicted model, not a curated record
AUGUCGACCCUCGCUCCUCCCCAGCGGUCGGGCAGCAUCCGACGCACCCCGUCCGACCUCUCUCGCGAACUCGCCUCGCAGAACCUGCCCGACCCUGAGACAAUCACCCGCGGCGAGCGCCGCGAGGAGGCCAGCCGCAAGCGCGAGGAAGUGACGGGCAAGCUUGCUAGCAUGGAGGGCGAGGAGCCUGAGGCCCUCACCAUGACCCACCGCCGCCGUCAGUCGGAGAAGGCGCAAGAGGCCAUGGCCGAGGCGUUGUCGACUCUCGAGCUUGGCAUGCCUGAGCGUGUUGCGCGUGCCAACGCUCGCGCUGACGGUGCCAAGACGCCCGUCCCUCCCGAGGUCACCGAGGGCACCGUCUCGGUCCCUUCGACUCCGGCACUCGAGAUCGACGAGCCUCCCGCAGUCGCGACUGCAAGCGGUUCGGCGCAGACGGAGCAGGUCGUCACGCCGUGGGACGUGCAGGGCGCGGUCGUCGAGGGUGUCCAGAUGGCUAUCGACUACAACCACUUGAUCGACCAGUUUGGCACGCGGCGGAUCGACGACGAGUUGCUCGAGCGGUUUGAGCGGUUGACGGGCCGCAAGCCUCACCUCCUUCUGCGACGAGGCACCUUCUUCUCUCACCGCGAGCUCAACCUCAUUCUCGACCGCUACGAGCAGAAGAAGCCGUUCUACCUCUACACCGGUCGUGGUCCUUCGUCCGACUCGAUGCACCUCGGUCACAUGAUUCCCUUCAUCUUCACUCAGUGGCUUCAGGACGUCUUCGACUGUCCGCUUGUCAUCCAGCUUACCGACGAUGAGAAGUUCCUCUUCAAGCCUUCGCUCAAGCUCGAGCAGUGCCACUCGUUCGCGUUCCAGAACGCAAAGGACAUCAUCGCGUGCGGCUUCAAGCCUGAAAAGACGUUCAUCUUCUCCGACCUCGACUACGUCGGCGGCGCGUUCUACCGCAACGUCGUCAAGAUUUCGCGCUUGAUCACCGCCCGCCAGAGUCAACAGACGUUCGGCUUCAAGCUUGAGGACAACGUCGGAAAGUGGCACUUCGUCGCGAUCCAGGCCGCCCCCUCCUUCUCCAACUCAUUCCCGCAAAUCUUCGGCGACAAGACCGACAUCCCCGCCCUCAUCCCCUGCGCCAUCGACCAAGAUCCGUACUUCCGCCUGACGCGCGAGUGCGCCCAGCGCCUCAAGUACAAGAAGCCUGCCCUCAUCCAUGCCAAGUUCAUCCCUUCGCUCCUCGGUGCGCAGAGCAAGAUGUCGGCUUCAGCGUCAGAGAGCUCGAUCUACAUGACCGACACGCAGAAGGAGAUCAAGACCAAGAUCAACAAGUAUGCGUUCUCCGGCGGACAGACCUCGAUCGAGGAACACCGCGAGAAGGGUGGAAACCCCGACGUCGACGUCAGCUACCAGUACUUGACGUUCUUCCUUGACGACGACGCCGAGGUCGAGCAGAUUGCCCAGGACUACCGUGCCGGCAAGCUCCUCACUGGCGAGCUCAAGCAGAAGACGAUCGCGCUCUUGCAGGAGUUCGUCAAGGCAUUCCAGGAGCGCCGAGCGGCCGUGACCGACGACCUCGUCAGGCAGUUCAGGGACCCGGAGCGCAAGAUCGACCCGACUUUGCGGUACGGACCUGGCUGCACGGGCGAGAAGCCCAAGGCCCCGGCGGCGCCCGUCAUCAAGGAGCCGACUUCGACGGCGUAG